AUGAAGGCCCUUAUUCUCGCUGCCUUCUUAGGUGCAAUCCUGAGCGUUGUAGCCCAGGAUAGCUCCGGAUAUGGCAAAGUGACUAAUGGCGGCGACCUCGAAGAUGCUAUUCUGGCUACUUUCGAUCUUGUUAGUACUGCCCAGGACGAGAAAUCUGGCACUACUACUCGUACCGUCACCGUUGUCAACACCCUGACUGUUACUCCUGCAAUCAUCUUACCGACCUUCACAAUCCAAGGUAACCUGUCGAGCAGCACUAGCUCUAUACAUGCCAGCACUAUCAGUCCUCCAUACCCGUAUCGUAACUCAACUACUGCGACCUCGGCAAAGAAGCCGUCUCCUACAUUGGACCCCUCGACUAUUGCGAUCUCGGCAAAGAAGCCAUCUCCUACAUUGGACCUGCCAGGAGACAACACCGCCUCAGCUGUCAUCCCUACUGGUGCGAAGGGUGUUCCGACUGACUACACGACUGAAGUUUCAACUGUAUAUACUCAUGUUUGCACUACGCUCGUGUCCGACAUUCCAUCUUCAAUUCCAUCGUCAAUCGCAUCUAGUGCUAGCACAACCAUCAUCUGUACUAGCACUCGUACCAACACCCAUACCCUCACAGUCUCUACGCUGCACACUAUUACCCUGGCGACAGAGUCUAAGGCUAGCUGUGGUUGCCCACCAGUCACUGUGACCGUCACCGCACCUUACACUCCUGUCCCCGUUCAGCCUUCCACCCAGACUACAUCGGUACCUGUGGAUUCCAUCACCAAGACUGGCUAUGACGGCUCCUCCGUCUCUCUGCCAGGCUUCAUUGGUGUCACCGUCUCUCACUCUUCGGUACCUCAUGGUACCCCAUGCGCACCCUUGCCCGCAGCCAGCAGCACCGUCGACACUUCUUUGACUACCUCCCAGAGCUUGGUAGUCAUCCCCCUCAGCAAGACCACUGGUGGGGCUGCAACCUCGACAUCUAUCCAGACCUCUACUGGCGGGGCAGUUGUAUAUGAUGUUAAGCUCCUUUUGCUGGCUGGAUUGCUGGCACUUGUUCCUUUCAUCUAA
Venustampulla echinocandica is the source of this 1047-nucleotide messenger RNA. RefSeq lists its product as uncharacterized. The record is from RefSeq and is a predicted model, not a curated record. NCBI's taxonomy places the organism in Eukaryota, Fungi, Ascomycota, Leotiomycetes, Helotiales, Pleuroascaceae. The transcript is spliced from 2 exons. Bases 1 to 1047 code for a protein of 348 amino acids.